AUGGAGCCUCACAAUAUACCUGCGGAUACGUCACCACCAUCAACAACCCCCUUUAGAGAAAGCGAUUCGGUGCAUCAUGAGGCGGGAACACCACGGACUUCCCAAUCCGUGUGGUCUCAGGGUAAUGAUGCGUCUGCUCAUUUGAAAACGCAAAAUGAGUACCGCAUCAAGGUCAAACAGCGUCAACAAAUUCUGGAUAGAAUCAACAUCGAACGCAUACUUCCGCAUCUUAGCAGUAUUUCCGUGCACGAGCUCGAGGCAAAAUUAUCGGUACUGGAACGUCAGUACGAAUCAUUUCACCAUCUACAAUCAGAAUUGGAGCUAAUGAACGAUGAAGAAUUCAAUCAACCACAUCGGGGUGCAUUCGAUGAAUCCUUUUGUGCAGCGCAGGCAAUCAUAGUGCAGCGCAUAAAUGUGCUUAACCCCGCACGCCGAGAAACUAUAUUCAACAGCACAGCGAUUGCAUCUCCGUCACAUCGAGUCAACCUUCCGAAACUUCAACUCACGAAAUUCAAUGGUCAUCAUCGAAAUUGGAUGGAUUUUUACAACAUGUUUUUAGCGCUCGUUCACAACAACAGCCAAUUAGCAAACAUCGAGAAGUUUCAGUACCUCCGAUCAUGUCUCGUCGACUCAGCAGCUAGCCUCAUAGAAUCGUUUGAGGUGACCGAUGAAAAUUAUAUCAAGGCGUUGGAUCUGUUACAGUCUAGAUAUGGAAACAAGCGACUAAUUGUCCAAGCUCAUAUCCAACAUAUUUUCGAAGUACAGGGAGAAACAAGGCCGAAUGCAUCAUCGAUGAGGGCGUUCAUAGACGUCGUCAAUACCAACUUACGAGCUGUGCAAUCACUAGCUUCAAAUCAGCAAGUAUCAGAUGGCAUACUCUUGCAUCUGGUAUCCUCAAAGCUCAAUACAGACACGAAGGCCAAGUGGGAGGAAGAGGUUACCCACUUGUUUGAUCAGCGAUCAACUGCCAUGAGUUUUCAACUGCCCACUUGGGAGGACUUAGCAAAAUUCUUAGAACGUCGUUGUCAAAUUGCAGAUAUUUUGGAAGCCGGGCAGCCUAAAACACUCGUACCAAGAACUCAGCUAACAACACAUAGGCACAACAAACAUGACGAAAAAUGGGCCAUGGUGAGUACCAAACAAGCAAAGUGUGAAUUUUGCAAUGCGGUUCCCCAUCAUAAUGCCUUCAAAUGCGACACGUUCCGUGCCAUGGAUCCACUUGCAAGAUAUAACUGUGUGAAAGGACUGAACUUGUGCUUGAAUUGCCUUGGAUCAGGUCAUAAAUCGAAUGAUUGUCCUUCAGUCCAUCGCUGUAAACACUGCAAUGUAAAACAUCAUACACUAUUACAUCGAAAUGAUUCAGCCAUUACCAACAUAUCACCAAGAGCAGGUUUGCUCUCAUCAUCUGCUCUUAAGGUGAGUCUCGAUCAAUCAGAAGUUAUUCUUGGAACAGCAAUUAUUCAUGUUUUUAAUUCUCGGGGAGUGAGCAUCCGAGCUCGCGCUCUGCUAGAUUCCGGAUCUCAACUGCAUUUCAUCACGGAGAAAUUGGCACAACAUUUAAGAGUAACUCGAAAGGGAGUAGAUAUCGACGUCAGUGGAAUAGGUCAAAGGAGAACAAAGGCGCAACAUUUAUGUUGCAUAACGAUUAAAUCUCUAACCGAAGAGUAUAGUGCUACCAUUGAUGCACUAAUCAUACCAUCCAUUACGUCAUGUCAACCUAGUCGUCGCAUCGAUCAGUCAACCAUUUCGAUUCCAGAUACCAUUUCCAUCGCUGAUCCGACAUUCAACAUACCAGGACAAAUUGACAUACUCAUUGGAGCAGGAUUAUUUUUUGAGAUACUUAGUAAGGGCCAAAUACGUCUCAAUGGUCCAGUAAUACAAAAUACCAAAUUUGGUUGGGUGGUUGCAGGAGCAAUUCCUGCGCACAUAACAUCAGCAGCUGAUCCAUCACCUCCAUACAAAGCAUUCACAUCAGUCACAUCAGAGUCCAUUUUAGAUAAGCUCCUGGAAAGGUUUUGGGCAAUCGAAGACAUUCCAGCAUCGUCAUCGUCGACUCUAUCAUCGGAUGAGCUCGAAUGUGAAUCCUAUUUCAGCUCUACUACUCACAGGUGUCCCGUUACCAACAAGUUCAUUGUUCGCCUUCCAUUUCGUGACGAACCGCAUCACCUGGGUUCUUCAGAAGAAACCGCAGGCAAAAGAAUGUUUUCGUUAGAAUCCAAACUGAAUCAAAACUCAAAUCUUCGCAGAGAUUACAAUGAAUUCAUGGAAGAAUAUAUCAAUAUGAAGCAUAUGAUUCCAUUUAAUUUAGAAUAUUCACCAAGAAAUCGCCUAAACUAUAUUCCCCACCACGGGGUCACAAAACUUGAUAGCUCGACUACUAAGCUGCGGGUAGUCUUUGACGCCUCCUGCAAAACCUCAAAUGGAUGUUGCCUAAACGAUAUGUUGAGAGUUGGUCCCCAGCUACAAGAUACGAUAUUUACAAUUUUGACCCGAUUCAGAAGACACAAAUAUGUCAUUAUGGCUGACAUUGCCAAAAUGUAUAGGCAAAUCUGGGUCGACGAUCGAGAUACCCAAUGGCAAUGCAUUUUCUGGCGCCCUACCUCUCAACAACCACUUACCACAUAUCAGCUACAAACAGUUACUUAUGGUACUAGUUGCGCACCGUACCUUGCGGUAAAAUGUCUACAACAGCUGGCAAUUGAUGAAGCAAAAACUUACCCAAUCGGAUCAAAUGUAACACUAAGCGACUUCUAUGUAGACAAUUUAAUAAGCGGCGCAGCUAGUAUCGGCGAGGUCAUCGAAAUCAAAAAUCAAACCAUAAACUUACUCAAUUGCGCGGGAUUUCCUUUACGAAAAUUUGCAUCGAACGCAUCCGAAAUUGUUGCCGAUAUUUUACCAGAAGACAAAGAAGAGACAAUUCGUUUCCAUGACACUGAGUUGGUAAAAACGUUAGGGUUAAAAUGGUCACCAGUUGAGGAUUGCUUUCUAUUUCAUUUGGUAGCGAAUAAUAGCGUUAAAACUACAAAGCGUUCAAUUCUAUCAAAAUUGGCAAGUUUUUUUGAUCCGAUAGGUCUCCUCAAUCCUCUGAUUGUAACAUGCAAAAUUUUGAUGCAACAACUGUGGAAGCUGAAGUCGCCAUGGGAUGAUGAGGUCCCACCCACGAUCAAGGUUCAUUGGGAACUAUUCAAUAAACAACUACCGCUUUUACAAACAUUUAAAAUACCCAGGUAUGCUAAUAUUGAUAUCAAUACUAAACUUCACGCAUUUGCAGAUGCAAGCACUAAGGCAUAUGGAGCAUGUGUGUAUGCAGCAUGGAGUGAUGCAUAUGGUGUGCAUUCGUCACUACUCUGUGCUAAAUCUCGAGUGGCACCAACGACAGAGAUUACAUUACCUAGGCUAGAACUUUGUGCAGCUCUAAUGGCCGCAGAACUGAUGUCGGCAGUUAACAACAUACUCAAUCUUCCUAGCGCAAAUGUGUACUGCUGGUCAGAUAGCACAAUUGCGCUUGCUUGGAUAGCAGGUGAACCGUCGAGAUGGAACGUUUUCGUGGCCAACAGGGUAGCAAAAAUACAGCAAUUAACGAAAACCUUUUCCUGGAAUCACGUACCAACAGACCAGAAUCCCGCUGAUAUUGUAUCACGUGGAGCAUGUGCCAGCGAACUUUUACGAAACACACUUUGGUGGCACGGACCAGAAUUUAUCCAACAGAGCUGUGAUUAUUGGCCUUCAGCAGUGCAUGUACCACAAAACGAAUUACCAGAACAGCGGCUUCAAAGAACUGCAUUAAUUGCUAUUCCAACUUCUGACUUCAUUAGUAAACACAAGUAUGUUAAUAGCUACAUGAAAUUGCUGAGAAUUUUUGCUUAUGCAACAAAGAAGCACAAGAUCUCAGAUCAGAGUGCGGUUGUCUCCAAACCUAUCAAGCAAUUCAGUGAGGUGGUAUGGGAUCAUCUUCAAAUGGCACCGGUAGACGAAACUUCCAACCGCGGCAAACCCGUGCUCGACAAAUGGUCGGAGAUUGAGGCACGACUGUCUCGCAUAAUCGUCGAUAAUAUCAUGGCAAACUUGGAGGGCCAGUUGCCAGGUUUCGACUCAGUGGAUGAGGCUCGCGGCUACCGUGUAAUCAAAUACGAAGACCAGUAUUCAUUGCAUCUCCUAACAAACGCGAUUGGCUAA
This is a messenger RNA of Anastrepha obliqua, 4176 nucleotides long. RefSeq lists its product as uncharacterized. Gene Ontology annotation, molecular function: zinc ion binding; nucleic acid binding. The transcript is spliced from 2 exons. Lineage: Eukaryota; Metazoa; Arthropoda; Insecta; Diptera; Tephritidae. The coding region runs from base 1 to 4176 and encodes 1391 amino acids. The record is from RefSeq and is a predicted model, not a curated record.